AAACGAAUCAGCGCAAAGACGGACCUGUCGUUUCCUGGAGCCUAGUUGAAAUGCUUUUACUUUAAAGUUUUUUCUGAAGCAGUGACAUAGGAAACCAUGGCUGAUUCAGUGGGGGUGGAUAAUCAGAAAUUCUGCUUACAAGAGGUGCUCGACACUUUCAAGUUAUGUCUGUCUGAAAAUAAAGAAGUCUAUCUUGAACACUACGUUGCUGGCUGGCGUGGUCUUGUAAAGUUUCUGAACAGCUUGGGGAGUGUUUUUGGUUUUAUUUCUAAAGAUGCCGUCAACAAAAUCCAGAUCCUGGUCACUUUCCUCAAUGGUGAGAAUGGGUCUCAAUACGUCACAGUUCAGUCAAUGGUAAAAUAUGAAUUGGACAAUCAACUAGUGGACUUGACCAAGAGAGGCAGCUACCCAGAGUCAGGCUGCCGUACUCUGCUGAGGCUCCACCGGGCACUGAGAUGGUUGGAGCUCUUCCUUGAGCGCCUUCGCACCAGCACUGAGGACAGCAAGACGUCAGCCAUGUGUUCAGAAUCCUACAAUGAGUCCCUUGCCCAGCACCAUCCUUGGGCGAUCCGUAAGGCUUCGGGCUUGGCGUUCUGCAUGCUCCCUGGAAGGCCAGCUUUCUUUGAGGUGAUGAAUGUAGGCCCACCAGAGCAGGUUGUAGCUAUGUUAGGGGAAGCCCUGCCUCUAAUCUCAGAGGUAUACCAGAUUACAGAGGACCUUUAUGCUCAACAUAACCUGCUUGAUUUACCUUAAACAGCAAGGAGUGCUAUUGUUUGACACUUUGUACUGUACAUUAGAAGAAAUGGUGAAGUAUUCAAACUUUGUACCUGGUUAUGGGUUGUCAAGAUAGCUGCUACUCUUGCUUUGUGUUAAAAAGUUAUUUAACCAAUCAUACUUCUGACACAUUUAAUGACACUGAAUCAUUUAUACUUGAAUCAU
Molecule: messenger RNA, 939 nt
Organism: Sphaeramia orbicularis (orbiculate cardinalfish)
Lineage: Eukaryota; Metazoa; Chordata; Actinopteri; Kurtiformes; Apogonidae
Gene: cptp
Product: ceramide-1-phosphate transfer protein
Exons: 3
Coding region: 97-753 (218 amino acids)
Biological process (GO): intermembrane lipid transfer; ceramide transport
Cellular component (GO): cytosol; cytoplasm; membrane
Molecular function (GO): ceramide 1-phosphate transfer activity; ceramide 1-phosphate binding
Source: RefSeq, a predicted model, not a curated record